Phialemonium atrogriseum is the source of this 990-nucleotide messenger RNA. RefSeq lists its product as uncharacterized. The record is from RefSeq and is a predicted model, not a curated record. The annotation marks the transcript as partial. Lineage: Eukaryota; Fungi; Ascomycota; Sordariomycetes; Cephalothecales; Cephalothecaceae. The transcript is spliced from 4 exons.
AUGAAGUUACUCUCUGUCGCCCUUGCGCUUGUCGGGACUACCCAGGCAGGUCUUCGCUUUGGAUGCUCAACCUUGACCAUCCAACGCCUUGAUCCCGUCGUCCAGCCUGGCAGUCUACCCUCUUCGCAUCUUCAUCACAUCAUCGGCGGAAAUGCCUUCAAUGCCACCAUGACCGGCGAUGUUGGCGCGAGGGGCACUUGCACCACCUGCCAGAUGUCAGAGGACUUUUCGAACUACUGGACUGCCGUCAUGUACUUCAAGCAUCCUACUAACGGAUCCUACCACCGUGUGCCCGUCAUCAACAACGCAGCCCUUGCAGCGGGUACUACUGGUGGAAUUACCAUUUACUAUACCCAGUACGACCUUAGCAAGGACAACAUCCAGCAGCAGCCUAUUAAGGCCUUCCCAGCUGGCUUCCGUAUGACGGUUGGCAGCCCAACUCAGACCACCAAGCCACACGCCGGCCUCAGCUAUAACUGCCUGACGACCCUUCUUAAUAGAGGUCCGGAGCUUUCUGACUUCCCUACCAAGCCGUGCCCAGCCGGCAUCUUUGUUACUCAUCACUUCCCCGCAUGCUGGGAUGGCAAGAACCUCGACAGCCCCGACCAUCAAUCACACAUGUAUAACACUGUCAGCACCGUCGGCUUCAUCAACGCCGGCCCAUGCCCGGCAACCCAUCCUGUCCGGAUGCCGCAGUUAGUUUACGAAACCGUAUGGGAUACAACCCAGUUUAACAGCCUGUUCACCGCGGGUACCAACCCCUUCGUGUGGAGCUUCGAGGGUACCAGCGGAUUCGGCACCCAUGCCGACUAUAUGUUCGGCUGGAAGGGCGACGCGCUUCAGCGCGCCAUGGACAAGUCCGAGUGCUUCUACGACGGCUGCGGCUCAAUCACGACGCAGGCCAUGUCCGUCGCCAAUCAGUGCAAGGUCAAGCAGUUCGUUAAUGAGAAUAUCGACGGAUGGGUCGACCAUCUUCCGGGUAUGGAGGUG